UCCACCACAAUCCGAGAGUUAAACCCUAUUAAGAGUUUACAGAAAAUAAAUUCACCAGCUGAAAGAAGACCUAUUCUAAGUUCAGAUGAAAAUAGUCCAGAGUCUUCUUCAGAUACAGAUCAAGAUGACAGCAUUGUGCCGCCAGAUGUAGAAGUAGAAAGAACCUUGUCACCAGGUGAAAUGUUACAAACUAGAGAAUUUUAUAUAUUAUGGUUUAUUUUAUUAUUAAAUGGCCAGGGUGUUCUUUUCAUAUCUACUUUAUACAAGGCGUAUGGUGUAACGUUUAUAAAUGAUGAUGUAUUUCUAGCUUUAGUAGGAUCUUUUGCUGCAGUAUUUAAUGCUCUAGGAAGAAUAAUGUGGGGAUAUUUAGCUGAUAAAACUUCCUUCAAGGUUGCAAUGGUGUUAUUAAAUGGAACAUUUACUAUUUUAAUAUUAACUCUAGGAUUAACAAAACUUGUUGGAAAAGGUUUAUUCUUUGUGUGGGUAUGCCUUAUAUUUUUAACCUUUUCUGGCAAUUUUUCUCUGAUGCCCACAGCUACCUCGAAGUGUUUUGGUCAAGCACAUUAUGUUAUUAAUUAUGGUCUAGUUUUUACAUCUCAGGUAGUGACAGGUCCUAUAGGUGCUAUAUUACCCUCCCAAUUACAGUCAAGUAUUGGAUGGUAUGGUUUGUUUUUUAUGGUUGCUAGCUUCUCAUUUAUGAGUUUGUUGCUGACUCUUUUGUUUAAAGUGAAAAAUUCGAAAGGAAAGGAUAUUUAAGUGUUCCAUAGUUUAAAUACGGUUAUCGUGUUGUCGAAUCAUUAUAUUUUUUUAUAUUUAUUUUGAAGUUACAAUACGAAUUUCUGUCUCUAUACAUUAUUGUAUUAUAUACUCCUAGGUGUAAUGCUUCUUGACAGAUAUCGGUAUUUUUUAAAAGGAUUUCAGUCAAGUUGGUUAAUAUUGUUUUUGUUACGGGACAUAGGUAAAAUAAGUGUUCCUGGGUUUCAAGACAGGAGUUACAGAAAGAACAAAGCGAAAUCCAUGUACUUAUAUAUCCUCUGUAUUCCCAGUGGUAUCGUUCUGUUCCACUACACUUACCCCUGGGUCCAUUCACGGGGGAGAAACACAUUGCUAAUUAUAUCGACCAGUCAAAACAUUCGACAGUCGGCGAAGGGAAGUAACUCGCAAUUUAUGGAAAUUAAGAUCGUUGUCGAACUUUGUCAAAAUAUUUUAGGACAUUGUUUUGUUUGCAUGUCACUUCUUUGACAUUAAAUUAUUGCAACCCGUUCUCAUAAUCGAGCGUAAACGCUGCUUGUGAUGAAUUUAAACAAUGGCGCUAAGACUGUUAAAUAAACUGCUUUUUGAUUGGUUCGUAGAUUUUAACUACGCGACCUAUGAAAUCAUCAUAUGGUCAAGGUAUAUAAUUUGAAUUCGUGAAAAUCUCCUGAAUGGAUCCAGGGGUUAGUGGAGUAGAAGGGAACGGUGUCAGUGGUUAUGCCGAGGUUGGUACUUAUAAUGAAAGUUACACAUUGUUGUGUUUGUGUUACAGCAUAUGGUUUUUGCUCGCUUAAACUAGUUAAACAUACAUUAUGCAAGAGCUAAAUCUGCCGAUUGCAGGUCUUUCAUUAGGCCUGAAUUGUUAUCUAAAUUAUUAAUUAGACAUUAAUUAACUAAUCCGGACCAUAAUCAACUCUCGAUGUCAACGCUAGCCACCGAUAUUUUUGGAUUAGGAUCCGAUUUGCUGUUCAACUUUCAUUCAUGAUUUAAUCAUGAAAUGGAUAAUCGAGACUAUGUUUUUAUCGUACCGACUUUAGUAAUGAUGAUGGAGUCUAGGCCGAAAAUUCAAUCGCUAAAAUCUCGGUUCAGAGUGUAUCAAUAUUUGACUGAAAUUUUCAGCAAAUCCCCUUUUCAUUAUCUAGUUGUUAACUAUUAUAGUGAGAACUGCCAGCUCUUUAUCUAAUCUUCCAUAAUGUAUCUUUAAAUAUUUUUUUCUGGUUUCUGUAUUAUUGAUAGUGGUAUUUAGAAUGGUUUCCAUCUGCUUUAUAGAUAUUUCUAUUAACUCAUCCGAAAUCGCCAUCAGUUUUAGGAAGUUAGCGUGUGCCUAUCUGCCGAACAUUAUAUGUGCCAAGUUUGUCUAUGUCUUUUGUUGGGACUAUUAAAAUGGGUACGUUGGUCAAUCUGUUUCUAGUUGUGCUAAACUGUUCAUGAGGUGAAUGUCUUGACAUAAUUAUAUCAAGGAUGAUUAUUCUCGGCUGUGGCUUAGCAGUGGCCCGUCACGCCCUUUAGAACACAAUAUAAAUCUGCUUCUAAUUGAUGUAGAAUGUUCAUGUUCGUUGAUAUUCAUCGCAGUGUUUCAUUUGAUUAGACCUAAUCUCACUCAAGCACUGCCGUACUGAAAGCAAAUUUCUGUUCCAUAUUAUGACUGGUUAAUAGUCCGAUUAACAACCCAUGCCUAACUGCGUAACAAUGUCUUUCGGGUUUAAACAGAGCUCCACAUUGUUUACAUAACGUUACGUCAUAACUCACGAAAUUUUUACCCACAAUUAACCAAUGCAUAGCAGGAUAUUGCAGAAAAACUAAUUGCGCGACAAACGAGACUAUCAACGGUUACAAUGUAAACAUUAUUUUCACCGUUUUUAAUACCUUGAAUCACUGUCCAAAGUUCUAGGGAACACCGCAGAUUAAACGAUGGGCUGUCAUGUUGCUGUACUUAGGAGAGAUAUGAUUGAACGGGUAGAAUAGACACAUACCCUCAAAAGCUCAACUAUCAUAAGUCAAUUCAGCAAUGACCAGAGACGGAUUUCUUGGGCAAUUGCUUCAGGAAUAUGAUGUUCGUUAUGUGAAUGUGAAUGUCUUGACGGAUAAAUAUUUUCUGCUUAGGCUGUGCAGAGAUAAGAAAUUUGUUGGCCGAGACUUUAGAACUCUGCUUCUAAUUACACCAGUUGACUAAUAUAAGUUCGAUAAUGAGAAUUUUCUACCCAGGUUGGUUAGGCUGAUAAACAAUUUGGUUGCUAGAUGUUUUAUAAAAAGAGAAAUGUACAAGAAUGAGUGUAAGUACUGUCAUCUAUUUGUUGUGGGAUUGCCUUGUUAAGUAAUAAUAAUACCAAGCUCUAUCAUUUCAUAUUAUAGCAUACAAACAUUCCAUUUUUGACGUUAUAAUUAUGAAUAAUUUAUUUAUAGAAUGUACAUAAUUUGUUAUCUAAAGCUAUUAGCUUGGAGUUUUAUUAAUGCUCUCUGAUCAGACUGAUGCAAUUUUUGUGUAGUCUCAUUUGUCCUAGUCUUAUGUGUAGAUUUAUUUGUGUAUCUAGUCGUAUAUAUAUUUUUUUAAAUAUUCGCCAAUCUGAUUAAAACACAGAUCCUAUUUUCUUUCGUUUUUUAUUGUGCAAAAUUUCGUUUUAUUUCUUUGUACUACACUAGGAUCUGUUGUUAUAUAACCUGCGUUCUGGAUGGCGUGAGGGUUUAGCAAAUGAAACCAUAUGUUGUUACGGCGACUGCUUGGCGUGCGAUGCACGGAACUGUGGGUAAACCACUAGAAACGUCAACGCUGAUUGAUCAAUCGAUGUCUUACGUCAUAGGGUCAAAAGUCGCUGAUACGACCCCUGACUUGACCUUCCAGUACAACGGGUCAGAUCUUCAUGUAGUGUAGGCCAUCGAAAGUAUAAAAAAACGAAACGAAAUAUAGAUCUGUAUUUUAAUCAGAUUGAAAUAUUCCUGCACAUAAUUUAUUUUGAUUGCCUUGUAGAUGGAUACUUAUAUCCAUAACUUAUGGAGAUUUUUACGGUAACUUAUUUAGAUAAAUGUGUAGAUAAUUUAUUUAGAUACAUGUGUAGAUAAUAUAUUUAGAUUAAUGUAGAUAAUUUAUUUAGAUAAAUUGUAGAGAAUUUAUGUAGAUAAAUAUGUAGAGAAUUUAUUUAGAUAAAUGUGUAGAUAAUUUAUUUAGAUAAACGUGUAGAUAAUUUGGUUAGUAUAGUGUGGAUAAUUCAGUUAGUUAUUUGUGUAGAUCAUUUAUUUAGUUAUUAUUUUGGAUAAUUUAUUUGUGAAUCAUUUAUUUAAUUAUUUAUGUACAUAAUUUUUUCAGUUAUUUAUCAAAAAAAAAAUCAACAUCUUA
Messenger RNA from Patella vulgata (common limpet), 4084 nucleotides. Its product is annotated as oxalate:formate antiporter. The record is from RefSeq and is a predicted model, not a curated record. The transcript is spliced from 8 exons. The annotation marks the transcript as partial. Gene Ontology annotation, molecular function: transmembrane transporter activity. Gene Ontology annotation, biological process: transmembrane transport. Lineage: Eukaryota; Metazoa; Mollusca; Gastropoda; Patellidae.